GCGGUAAACCACACCAAACGUCCAAACUGAAGUGUCAACAACAGUCUGCAUGAUAAAAACGGGGCUUACUAUAGAAACCGCUUCCACCAACCCUCAUAAAGAUGUCUAAUUUUGACGAACUUCUGCAACACGCUGGUGACUUCGGGUUGUAUCAGAAGAGAAUCUCUCUCCUAGGGUCUUUGCCUAUUUUGCUACUCGCAUUUCUGCUAAUAGGAGUUGUAUUCUUGGGAUACACACCAGACCACUCUGAAUGUUGUCCUCAUGUAUCCCAGUUUUCAUUGUUUUGUGAAGACUCUUGGCUUGCAGACCUGAACCAGGUAUGCUUAGCUGGAGGGUUUUUUAUAGGUGCCCUAGUGACUGGAUACCUAGCUGACAGGUUUGGGAGAAAAUCUUGUUUUAUUGCGUCAAUAUUUGGCCUUGCAGCUUCUGGGAUAUGCAUUAUUUUUUCACCAUAUUACCCCCUCCUCCUGUUCUUUCGAUGUUUGCAUGGCUUUUUCGCCAAAGGAGCAUGGACCUCCACAUAUGUAUUGGUUAUCGAGUUCUUUGGAUCAAACAACAGGAAAUUUGUCUCCGUUAUGUCCCGUACUCUGUACUUGUUGGGUUUGGUGCUCCUUCCUGCUCUGGCGUAUUACAUUCCUUCAUGGAAAAACCUACAGCUGGCAAUGACUCUACCAACAUUCAUCUUUCUGGUCUAUCACUGGGUUAUUCCAGAGUCUCCCAGAUGGUUACUGUCACAAAGGAAGACAAAAGAAGCUGUAAAAAUUGUUGAGAGCAUCGCCAAGUGCAAUAAAAGAUUACUUCCUGAAGACUUUCAAGAGAUGGAUCUUCUGAUAGAAAAACAAGAGGAAAUUGUUCGCCCUUCAUAUAAAUUUUUAUUUAAGACUCCUAAAAUGAGGAAACACACCCUCAUCUUGAUAUAUGCAUGGUGA
Sinocyclocheilus rhinocerous is the source of this 929-nucleotide messenger RNA. Its product is annotated as solute carrier family 22 member 3-like. Gene Ontology annotation, cellular component: membrane. Bases 102 to 929 code for a protein of 275 amino acids. Lineage: Eukaryota; Metazoa; Chordata; Actinopteri; Cypriniformes; Cyprinidae. Gene Ontology annotation, biological process: transmembrane transport. Gene Ontology annotation, molecular function: transmembrane transporter activity. The transcript has 6 exons. The record is from RefSeq and is a predicted model, not a curated record.